UGCUUUGAAAGGUCGACGCCGGGUCGUAACGUCAGUACUUCUAACUUGACAGUCGUUUCUUCAAGCCUUUUCCGGUUACACGGGUUUGAAAGCGGCAGGUUUUCUGUUUGCAGUCAACUUUUAAAAUUAGGGCACUUUAGCGACCAGUGUUAAACACUUUUGUAACAACAUCGCAUUGACCGAGGAUUCAAGGAUUAACGCGGUCACCGUACAAGUUAUGAAGAGUUUGUGACAGUUAGGACACCAGAAGGUGGAAGAAGCUAUCCGAAAAGGAAGCGGCUAGUUAUGAUUUCACCAGCUGACAGGUGGGAGUAGUAUAUGAGAGAGCUCUACAAUGUGGACAGACAAGCAAAGAGGAAUCAGAGUUUCUCAGGAGGAGCUGCUCUGCAAGAACUCCUGUGGUUAUUAUGGAAACCCCGCAUGGCAAGGCUUCUGCUCCAAGUGCUGGAGAGAGAGGGCACGUCCAGCUGGAUCCCCGAGACGAGACACGAGGCCGACCAAUGAAGGAACUCCUCUCACCUUCUCCAAAUUCGAGGAGAAGAAAAGCACAGAGAAAGGACGUCGAAUUAACACAGUGAGGAGGCUCUUCUGGGGCAGCCCAUCGCCUCCAAAACGCCAAGAGUCUUCUGAAAGCUACACACAUGUGUUAAAAGCCUACCAGAGUCUUGAGCCUGGGGACUUCACUGGUUUCCUAAAGCUACUUCGGAGCCCUCCAUCCCAGCGCAUGCAGUCCCGAUGUACAGCUUUCCUCAACACAAUGGAGGCUUAUCAUGCUCUGCCGGUUCAGAAGCAGUCGGAUCUUGUGCAAGAUUUCUACCAGUCUUUUGCUGAAUAUUUUAGCAGUUUUUCUGAGGUGCAGGUUACUCAGAUAAUGGAGCAUGUGGAGAAGUUAGUAAUGACACGGCUGCACAAAUGGGUUUUCUGCCAUGACAGCUGUGACGACGAACAGAAGGACCUGGCUCUCCAGAGGAGGAUCCGCUCUUUGAACUGGGUUACUCCCCAGAUGCUCAGCGUCCCUUUCCCUGACAAAAAGACUGCAGUCACAUGUGACCCGUUCCUGCCUGCUAUAACAGCCAUAAUUGAGAUGGAUGCCAAACGAGCGCCUCAGGACAAACUUGCAUGUGUGUCCAAAUGCAGUCAGCAUGUCUUUGAGGCGCUCUCCACGUCCAACAGCGAGCCCGCUAACGCUGACGACUUCCUCUCAGGCCUGAUUUAUGUGGUGCUGAAGGCUAAUCCACCUCGACUACACUCCAACAUGCAAUACGUGAUUCGUUUCGGUCUCCCUCACAGUCUGAUGGCGGGAGAGAGCGGCUACUAUUUCACAAAUUUGUCUUGUGCAGUAUCCUUCAUUGAAAAACUGGAUGGACCGGCACUCAACCUCAGUCCAGAGGAGUUUGAGACCUACAUGCUGCAUCAACGUGCUCCCGCUGCGGGAAACAGGAGGCGGAAGGUUGCCAGUGAUGCACAACACCUGUUAGAGGAGCUAAAAGGCAGACAGGAGAAGCUUGACCAAGGGAUGGAUGCUCUCAACGUGGAGCUACAUAAGUGGGUCCAGGCAGUUAAUUCCCAGCUGGAUGAGGCAACGACCCAGUUUUCUCUGGUACAGAAGGAGAUGGCGGCUCAGGUUGAGCUCUCACAGAUCUUGUCAUCCCCAGCUCAGGUUGCCUCACUGCAAGGGGAUGACAAUGACCAGUCGGUAGUGGUGCUUACAGAUCAACAUGCUGGUUCAGAAGAAGACACAGACUGUUAACAAAAACACCAAAACAAACACUGAUUUAUAUUAUUAGGUUCCAACUGCAGAAGGCAGGGAUUUGUACACCAGUUGAACAUGAAGGUAAACUUCUUGAAGGAAACUUUGAAUUUAGUAUCACAAAGCACCUACAGAUUUGCAAUGAUUUGUUAAAAGAUAAUUUGCACUUGUAACCUGUGUCAGGAUGAAGGCCAUUAAAAUACAUUUAACGUAACAUAUGUGACCCAAAUUAAUGUUGAAGCACUCAGGGUACAUGGCACUUAGGGAUAUCAGCUAACACUUUAAGAGUGCUUAUUUAAGAUUUUUGUUUUUUUGUAGUAUUGUGUACCGAUGUGCCUUCACGUAGACCACUGUGAAAUUAAAAAUAUGCUACAGGAGUAAAUUUUAGAUGGGAGUUGUUGAUCACUGCAAGACACAGGGUGUAUUUAGGUAAACCAUGUUUUUCCGAGUUGUGUGACUGUUCUCAACAUGCUGCCUUCACUGUCUGUACGGAGAUGAAAUACCGGUUGCAAUGAAUUUUAAAGCACAUUUUACCAUCUAUGUUUGUCAGCAGAACACACAUGUUGUUUACAACUGUUUCUGAAGAAAUUAUGGGGUUUUGAUGUUAUGAUCUGUGAUUGUAUCCAUUAUUAUAUUAAAGUGGAAUUAUGACCUAAUAUUA
Molecule: messenger RNA, 2411 nt
Organism: Scatophagus argus
Lineage: Eukaryota; Metazoa; Chordata; Actinopteri; Scatophagidae
Product: rab5 GDP/GTP exchange factor-like
Exons: 9
Coding region: 335-1750 (471 amino acids)
Biological process (GO): vesicle-mediated transport
Cellular component (GO): cytosol; endocytic vesicle
Molecular function (GO): guanyl-nucleotide exchange factor activity; small GTPase binding; zinc ion binding
Source: RefSeq, a predicted model, not a curated record